AUGCACACUGGGAGUCAGGUUCUGUCGCUCGCUGCAGCAGCAUGGAUGCUACUCCAUGGUGCGGCAGCAGCUCCCAAACCCGGCCUGUUCCUACUACCAGCCCCAGAGGCCUUAAGAUCGGCAGGUCUAGCCAGUGCAGCUUUCUCUUCAUCCCUAGCUGCGCUUGCGACACCUGGAGUUGCCCCUGCAUCUCAUACAGUUACUGCACCGUCUGGAGGAACUGCUACUGAAUCACCCCCAAGCACAGCGCCAACUGGAGGAGCUGCUACUCAAUCACGUCCAGCUACUGCUCCGUCCGGAGGAGUGGCAACUGAGACUAAUCUGGCCUCCACACCAUCUGGAGGAGUUGCAACUCAAUCACGUCCACCUACUGCUCCGUCUGGAGGAGUGGCCACUGAGACUAAUUUGGCCACUACACUAUCUGGAGGAGUUGUUGUAACUCAAUCACGUCCAGCUACUGCUUCAUCUGGAACAGUGGCUACUGAAUCAACCCCAGUUAUUUCCCCGUCCGGAGGAGUUGCUUCAACUCUCCGUCCGGUGGUUCCCUCAUUUGGUGGAGGUGUGUCUGCCUCUCAGGGACCGAGACCCUCUUCUGCUGGGGGUGGCGUGCCUGGCAGUUCAUCGACCCCCGUCAUAGUCUCCACGCCUCCAUCCCAGUUUUCAUUUCCGCCUACGGUCGUGACGCACUCAAGCCUCACAGAGACAAGCUCUAUCAUGGUUCCUUUGGCACCUUCCCGUCCACCAGAAGCCUGUCCACCAUGUCCUACUGCGGCAGCGGCUAGCUGUCCACCUUGUUCCGCUCCUACCGCACCAACCUGUGCACCCUGUCCUGCUCCUGGGACGACUACUGCUACUGUCACCGUCACCGUUACUGAGACAGUUUGCCCUGGUCUUCAGACUUCUCGAGGAGCAGGUGGCUCAGCCGCAUCUCCAGGUGUUCCCCCCACUUCACCUCAAUUCACUGCACCUGGGCCUGGCGCCCUAACUCCGACUGCCACAGGCACGGGCGCUCCAGAAGGUCCAAAGACGACAGAAACACCUAUUUCGAGUGCUCCCCAGGCCUCUAGCGGAGGCGCAACCGCGAGACCUUCAACUCAGGCAGUGACUUCUGCUACUGGGGUUCCAGGAAGUGACUUCGGCUACUGGGGUUCCAGGUGUUCCCCAAAGUCCUGGAGGCGGAGGCGUAACCGCGAGACCUUCAACUCCGGCAGUGACUUCGGCUACUGA
This is a messenger RNA of Aspergillus thermomutatus, 1227 nucleotides long. RefSeq names its product putative extracellular threonine rich protein. The coding region runs from base 1 to 1227 and encodes 408 amino acids. The record is from RefSeq and is a predicted model, not a curated record. The transcript has 2 exons. Lineage: Eukaryota; Fungi; Ascomycota; Eurotiomycetes; Eurotiales; Aspergillaceae.